Molecule: messenger RNA, 789 nt
Organism: Coffea eugenioides
Lineage: Eukaryota; Viridiplantae; Streptophyta; Magnoliopsida; Gentianales; Rubiaceae
Product: mitochondrial import inner membrane translocase subunit TIM14-2
Exons: 3
Coding region: 172-510 (112 amino acids)
Biological process (GO): protein import into mitochondrial matrix
Cellular component (GO): PAM complex, Tim23 associated import motor
Molecular function (GO): ATPase activator activity
Source: RefSeq, a predicted model, not a curated record
CAGAAGGGAUUUUCUCGCUGCUAAAGUGAAACUCGUAAAGAAGCCGAAGCCCUCACGCCCGGUUGCUGUUCUGGAAAAGUACAGAAAAACUCUGACAUCCGGUCGUCCUGCUCCUUCCUUUGUUGGUUGAAUGUUCAAUCUGAUCUCGUUGUGACUCUUGGUGCUGUAGAAAUGGUUGCACCUUUGGUGGCUGGCCUUGCUGUUGCUGCUGCUGCUUAUGCUGGUCGAUAUGGUAUUCAGGCAUGGCAAGCCUUCAAAGCCAGGCCUCCAACAGUUAGGAUGCGUAAAUUUUAUGAUGGAGGUUUUCAGCCAAAAAUGACGAGGAGGGAAGCUGCUCUAAUUUUGGGAGUGAGGGAGAGCACUUCUUUAGACAAAGUAAAGGAAGCACAUAGGAGGGUCAUGGUUGCAAACCAUCCAGAUGCAGGUGGUAGUCAUUAUCUUGCUUCUAAAAUUAAUGAAGCAAAAGAUUUGAUGCUUGGGAAGGCCAAAAGCAGUAGUUCUCCCUUUUAAGCAGUGAGGAACAGCCAAAACCCGACGACACCAUCUGUAAACUGUUCUAGUUACGUGCAUUUUAGCCAAAAUAUUGCUUUGAUGAAAGAUUUAAGAAGGGUUAGUGACUUAAACAGUGAGAGAUAUGGUACAUUAUUUGAGGUCAAAUUGUUAUUGUUGAUGAGUGAUGUCUUCAAAUAUGAGGAAGUUUACUUCUUUUUAACUCAAUGUUGGGCAUUUAGUAUCUCAGAGAAUUGUUGUCCUCUAAUCUUUAGUUCAAGAGAUUCUCCUUGUUCUCUA